GACAUGCUAUAUUUUUCCUCAAAAAGAAUGACUGAUUUAAUUCACUUAAAAGCGCUUACAUUAACUAAAACAUACUUCACUGCUACAAAAAUGUCAUCUGAUGAGAAGGAUAAGCUUAUGCUAACUGAUGCUGAAGAGGGAAAAGUUGUGACUCGUUUCCCGCCCGAAGCUAGUGGUUUUUUGCACAUUGGCCAUGCAAAAGCUGCUCUUAUUAACCGCAUGCUUGCAGACAAGUAUAAGGGAAAAAUGAUUUUCCGCUUUGAUGAUACCAACCCUGAUAAGGAAAAUGAAGACUAUGAAGAGGCUAUUAAACAAGAUUUGAUAUCACUGGGUGUUUCUUAUGAUAGUGGUCCAACUUACUCUUCUGAUUACAUGGAUUUGAUGUGUGAAAAAGCUGUGGAUCUUAUUAAACGAGGGUUGGCUUAUUGCGAUAAAACACCACGCGAAGAAUUGCAAAAAUGCCGAUUCGACGGAAUCGCCACUCCUUGUCGGGAUAAUUCUGUUGAAGAAAAUCUGAGGCUUUGGAAUGAAAUGUGUCUUGCCACUGAGGAAGGACUUACGACGUGCUUGAGGGCAAAAAUAUCGGUCACCGAUCCUAAUAAGGCUAUGCGUGACCCAGUCAUGUUCCGCGUGAAUUUAACGCCUCAUGUGCGCCAGGGCUCCAAGUACAAGGUUUAUCCUACCUACGAUUUCUGCUGCCCAAUUAUUGAUUCCAUCGAGAACGUGACUCAUGCCCUUCGGACAAAUGAAUAUCAUGAUCGAAAUGCGCAGUACUACUGGUUCUGUGAUGCUAUGAACCUACGCAAACCCAUAGUUGAGGACUUUUCGCGUCUGAACAUGGAGUAUACGGUGAUGUCUAAGCGUAAAUUAACCCAGUUGGUAAACACUGGUGUAGUUGAUGGUUGGGAUGAUCCUCGCUUCCCAACACUUCGUGCUUUAUUAAGGCGUGGGAUGAAGGUUGAAGCUCUCCGCCGCUUUGUAUCCGACCAAGGGAUGUCCAAGACCGUUAACUUCAUGGAGUGGUCGAAGAUUUGGUUCUACAACACUCAGAUUAUUGAUCCUAUCAGUCCUCGCUACACGGUCGUUGCCAACGAUUUGAAGGUCCGCUGCACUGUUGAAGGUCAAAAACAUAUGGAGGUGGGCAAGAAGCUUCUCCACAAGAAAAACCCAGACCUUGGUGAAAAAACUUUUUAUAAGUCGGACGUGAUUUUCCUUGACGCAGAGGAUGUCGCUCUUAUAAAGGACGGUGAGGAAAUUACUCUCAUGGAUUGGGGUAAUGCAUUUGUGAAUAACAUUAAAAAGUCGUCUGACAAUGGUUUGGCGACAGAGGCUACUAUUUUGCUUAAUCCAUCGGGUGAUGUAAAGAAAACGAAGCAUAAGCUAACAUGGGUCCCUGAAAAUCCCAACUCGGUUAUUCUCACUCUCAGGGAGUAUGAUCACUUACUUACGAAGAAAAAACCUGAUCCCGAGGAAAAGUUUGAAGAUCUCAUUGCACCCGUCUCAAUUUUCUCCCAAAAUGUCCUUGGAGAGGAGUCACUUUCAUCCAUCAAGAAGGGAGACAUCAUUCAACUAGAGCGCCGUGGCUACUACAUUGUUGACAAUAGCGACACAAAUCCAAAAAUUUUAAUCAACAUACCGGAGGGUCGUGACAAGGUUAACCAUCUGUCGGCCAAAGCACAGUACCUGAAGACUCUUCCUAAAAAGGCUUCUGCAGCUGAAGAGUUAGCGGCUAAGAGGGCAGCUAAGGCUGCGAAGAAAGCGUCUCAAAAAGAGUCCGCAAAGAAGUAAAAGAGGUUCCUACUUUUAAUCUUUAAUAAAUGGAAGGCUUUAAUUUUACAGGAAAAAUGUAGAAUUUCUUCAGCAUAAACGUAUCACUAACUCUCUGUAAUCCUGAUGAACGGAAAUAUCUGAACAUUUUAUCGGCUUCAAUAUGAAAUUUUUAUUCGUUUUAGCAAAA
Phytomonas sp. EM1 is the source of this 1957-nucleotide messenger RNA. The record is from the annotation of a GenBank genome assembly. Lineage: Eukaryota; Euglenozoa; Kinetoplastea; Trypanosomatida; Trypanosomatidae.